GAAACUAUUUUUGGGUGACGCUUUGAUGUCGAGUCAGCAGCCUUCGACGCAAAAGCCCCACUCCAGCUCCCUGGGAGCUGCGGCGAAGGCUGCUCCGCAUCUGAGAAAUCAAAUGCAGGCAUGAAGCUGGCAAGCAAGGGUUCCUCGGUGACGACAUGGCGACGGGUCCCUGCGAGAUCCUGGAGCGGAGCGAGGAGUCUCCAGAUUCUCUGAAAGAGCCUCCGGUCCAGAAGCCAUUGAAGGAGGAGAUAAAAGAAGAUGCCGCAAUACCGCUAAGCAAAGAAGAAAUAAACAGCACCCCAAACGGUAUAGAGAGGAAGGAUGUAGACAGGCUUCACGUGGUGGAGCAAGAUCUCGAUGAGUUCGUGGACAGCAUCGGAGAAGCAGCUUCCUCCACGCUUCCCGAGCCGUCGCUGGAAGUGGAGGAGCCCCCGGCUCCCGGAAAGGUUCCCGCAAAACAGCCCCGAGCCGAGCAAGUGGCAGAAAAAGUCCUGCGGGCUGAAAGGGUGGUCGAGAGGGCGCCCCGAGCAGAAAAAACCUCAGGGAUGGAGAAGGUGGCUGAGAAGGCGCACCGAGCGGAAAAGGCGCCCCGAGUUGAGAAGGUGGCACGGGCAGAGAAGCCGGCAGAGAAAGCGCGGCCUGCAGCUCCAGCAGCCACAAAGACCAUCCCAGCUAAGAGGAAAGCAGCACCAACAAAGGACACACUCCCUUGGGAGGGCCUGACCCUGAACAAAUGCCUCGUCGUCGCCUCCUGCCUCGCACUCCUCAGCAUCAGCUGCCAGGUGGUUCAAGACAUUGUCGACUACGGUGGGGAAAUCCUCGAGGCCGAGCUGAGCGCUUGGACAUCUCAAGAAGGCAGCGUUGGGGAAGCGGAAGAACUCUGGUUUUACGAGAGGUGGCUGAACUGGUCGGACAUGGACGAACCACCUGACAUCGAGGAGGAGGAGGAGGAGGAAGAGGAAACCAUAGAAGUCGAAGAGGAGGAGCCCACAGAAGAGGAAGAGGAGGAGCCAGAGGAAGAGGAGGAGCCAGAGGAAGAGGAGGAGCUAGAUGAGAGAGGGGGAGGAGCUGAAGUAAAACAGAGGAAAAGGCCGGAGAAAGCGACCUGGAGAGAGAGGGUCUCUAAGGAGAAGUCCCAGAAAGGUCGCAAGGACCCAGAGGAAGAGGAAGAGGAAGAGGAAGAUGAGGAGCCUGUUCGCAGCAAGCGGCCUCCGCGGGAGGGGAAGGGGAAAGAGCAGCGGCCUCAGCGCGAGGAGAGGAGGAGCCGACAACCCAAACCCGAAGCCAAGGCCCACAAGCAGGACGAAGGGAAGGGGCGCCCCAAGGAGGGGCGCGACCGCGGGAAAGAGCGCUCCCUCGCCAAGCCCGAGCGGGACCACACGGCCCACCCCCACGAGCAGAGAGGCCGGAAGCCCUGGCAGGUGCAGCGCCCGCUCUUCCCUCUGCACAAGCCCGCAAGGCGGCACGACUGAGACCCCUCCGCCGUGGGAAGCAGUGCUCCAAAACGCCUCCUGCACCCCCUCCCGGCACCCUCGAACAGGCGACUCUGAAGCAGUGCGAGACUCGCUUGCGUCUCACACUUGGUCCCACUUCCCAGACACGUAAUACCGAGGCCCUCCCACCUGCAGAGGUAUCGUGGGCCACGGCCAAGGACUUGCCUGCCCAGGAGAUCCCUCUGCACUCUGACCUCAAGAAAGCCUCUCCCACCCCCCACCCCACCCCAUUCUCUUCUCUCUGUUUUUGGGUGUUCACGCCUUUGCCUUCCCCCCGCCAAAUAACAGGGCAGGGGGGAGGCACCCCGCAACGGCAAGGAGAAGUUGCAGUGUUUGCUAAACCGGCUUGGGACGGACGAUGAGGCCUUAAGUGCUAGACUCUGCUGCUUUGGUAGAUGGAAGACCCCACCGCUCAAAACCUUGAGAUCUCACCCCAUAAGCAGUGGGGUUGGUUCACACAUCCACACCCCAUACAUUUAGUGCCUGAAAACAAGACAGACUGAACCAUCCAUUCCUCCUCUGUCACAAAGCAGUUUUUCAGAGGUGGUGCAAAUCCUGAUUCCUCUCCGUUCAUCGUGUUUGCAGUCUUAAAUUCAGCUCCCAACCUUUUUAUUCUUCAGCCAAUGUUCUCAGUUUUUCCCUUUAAAAGAACUAUUCUCUUUGGCUUAAAUCUGUUUAUAAUACAGCCGUUAAAUAAAAGUUUCAGACUUA
Zootoca vivipara (common lizard) is the source of this 2204-nucleotide messenger RNA. RefSeq names its product junctional sarcoplasmic reticulum protein 1 (gene JSRP1). The record is from RefSeq and is a predicted model, not a curated record. Gene Ontology annotation, cellular component: sarcoplasmic reticulum. Lineage: Eukaryota; Metazoa; Chordata; Lepidosauria; Squamata; Lacertidae. Gene Ontology annotation, biological process: regulation of ryanodine-sensitive calcium-release channel activity; skeletal muscle contraction.